UCCAUCACUAGGCUGACUUUUAUGCAAGGUCCGCAGGUGUUUUUGACCGACCAGAAUCAAGAAACGAAUUCACAUGAACAUUCGGAUUUUUGGAGAAACAUUUACCAACGUCGAGCCUAAUGAACCGUCCGCACCUGCUGAAAGCGUUUUGUUCUGGAUCGUAUUGGUUCUACUACUGUAUGAGCGAGGCCUGAAGAAGCGGUAGGAUGUCAAGUGCUACAGAUGAUGUCAACUCGUAUCCACACGUACGUGUUUGGGCAGCGGGAGUUUCUUUGAUCAUUUUGGCUUUUUUCAACUUGAUCAUCAACUGGACCAUAGUGCGCGAGGAGCGCCUGCGGAGCCACGCGCGCUUCGUCCUCGUGUUCCAUUUAUUGUUCUCCGCGCUGGUUUACUUCGCAGUAUGCUUUAGCUUCUACUUACAAAACUACCUGAAAGCAGCGACCACGGCAACCAUUUGCAUGGUGCUAAUCAGAAGUCUGAUGACAAGCGGUUCCAACAUCAUCCUCACCAUCACGGCGAUGGCACUGGACCGUUAUUUUGCCAUAUGUUACCCGCUCCACUAUAGCAAAGUUUGUUUCAAACCCUGGCCAUGGCUCAUCGGGGUCCUAACAUGGGGACUCGCGUCGAUUAUUCCUCUUACCCUAUCGCCCAAAAUAGAAAAUGGCACUGUGCCCUGUGGAAGGAAAUCUUUGCAAGGCGGAGAAAUGCACAAAAUCGUUUUAAUAUCAAUUUGUACUGUUCUUAUCGUGUACAGCUAUGUACGGAUCUUAUAUGAGGGGCGUCGUCUGGGUGUGUUGAACCGGCGCAACCGAGCUGCGUGUAGGACUAUCGCUCUCCACGGCACGCAGUUGGCCGUCUUCAUCCUCCCCAAUUUCAUACUGUUUUUGCUGCAUAUCCUUAAAAGCAAAAAGUCACUCAAGAGUUCCACAAAAGAGCUUUUUGCUGUCAUAAGUUUUGCCUUCUUCAGCCUGGCGCAGUGCAUCGCGCCGAUAGUAUACGGACUGCGUAAAGAGGAACUACUGGAACAUCUUAAUCACCGGUUCCCGUGUUUAUCCGGCCAGUUGAAGCGCAUUUUGGAGUGGACUGUCAACAUCACACAUCCCAAUCGGCGUCGCCAGCAAAGGGAGCGGAGAAUGACUUCAGAGACUUUAUUAUCAAGAGAGAUCUCACAGACGACUGUGUGACAUCUUUGGAUUAAGAGAAAGACCUGAUGUUGAUUUCUUCAAAAGGAAUAUUUGCUUACCGAGACUGAGAUUUUUUUACUGAGAAAACAAACUUGUGACUUUCAGAAAACUGAGAGAUUUUUUAUUCUUCAAGCCAUCAAUUCAUUAAGUCUGAGUAAAAUACAACAGCUACACAGUGUUCAGGAAUUACUUUUGCCAAAUGGAGAGCUGAAGAAAUAGUCAACUGUGAUUUCUAAAUUAAC
Molecule: messenger RNA, 1426 nt
Organism: Sinocyclocheilus rhinocerous
Lineage: Eukaryota; Metazoa; Chordata; Actinopteri; Cypriniformes; Cyprinidae
Product: olfactory receptor 50-like
Exons: 2
Coding region: 207-1184 (325 amino acids)
Biological process (GO): detection of chemical stimulus involved in sensory perception of smell; G protein-coupled receptor signaling pathway
Cellular component (GO): membrane
Molecular function (GO): G protein-coupled receptor activity; odorant binding; olfactory receptor activity
Source: RefSeq, a predicted model, not a curated record